AUGGCUCCGAUCAACUUCGCGGGGUGUAACACGGCACGGACGAAUAAUAACUGGUCCAGAGCAGCCGCCAGGGGAGGGAAUAUGGACAAGGAUUCCAUCGAGAGCUUGCUACGCGAACUAGGCAUUGAAGGGAACGAUACCAUAAGGAAGAACUUGUCGCGAUCCCGUUUUCGUGAUCGAGAUGGGCAGAAACAGCCGUCCAGGAAGGAUACGACGAGCGAAUCAUCACAUGAUCGCGAUGAGGAUGUCACGAGACUAUUGCAGGACGCUCGACACCGACAACACCAGACACCAAGCGACCAGUUGGACGAAGAGGGCCUCAUAGAGAAAACAGCAAGAAAAGACCAGCCUUGCGAGGAGGAAGACGUGGACGUGUAUCGGGAUUGUCACUACAGCAAAGGCAGUGCCUAUGGAUACCUGAUCAAUCGCUGUCCCGAUCCCCCGCUGGCCAUCACGACUUCGAAGAGUCACGCCUACAGUCAUGGCCGUGGUCAUGGCCAUGGCCAGGCCACCAUCGCCGGUACGGCCGCCGCACUUCGACGCUACGAUAUGCUAUUCGCACCGGGAAUGAUCCUGUUCGCCAUGCUGCUGCUGCUUCUCAUUGCGGUGGCGAUCGUCGAAGCAGUGGAUGUGAUCUGGAAGAAGAGUAAGGAGGACGAAGACGACGACGAAGACGAAGACGACGAAGAUGACUUGGACGAGAAGAUAUUAUAG
Rasamsonia emersonii CBS 393.64 is the source of this 714-nucleotide messenger RNA. RefSeq lists its product as uncharacterized. The transcript is spliced from 2 exons. The record is from RefSeq and is a predicted model, not a curated record. Bases 1 to 714 code for a protein of 237 amino acids. Lineage: Eukaryota; Fungi; Ascomycota; Eurotiomycetes; Eurotiales; Trichocomaceae.